CGUCCACAAUAGCCGGAAAACCGGGUUAAAGCCAUAUGACCGCCAUUUUCUUGUGGUUAAUGCCCUUGAGGCUAAUUGAAACCUUCUCCAACGUUUCCUGUAGCUGAAUGCCGUGUCUAGUAGCCACUGCAAUCGAUUUGAAGCUGCGAAAUCGAUAAAGGAAUUGUGAUCGUCGAAACUUUGGAGUCUCAGAAAUUUGCUUUGCUUGCAUAUUGCAACAAUAUGGGAGACAUUAUAGUGGACACUUUCCACUACGAAGCACACAGUCUGCCAAACGAGGCUUUUGACGUGUUGGUUCAGUUUUUCAGGGAGAAGAAGUUAUGUGAUGUGAUCAUUCAAGCUGGAGAGCGUAAAGUCAAGUGCCAUCGUGUUGUUUUGUCUUCGUGCAGUCCAUAUUUCCGCGGAAUGUUUACGAAUGACAUGAUAGAAUGCUCCAAGGACACUGUUGUCAUUCAUGGAUUAUCCGAAGAAGCGGUUAUUCAGUUGAUUAACUUCAUUUACACGCGAAAAAUUACAAUCAGUAUUGACAAUAUUGAAGCUCUAUUGACUGCAGCAGCUGUGUUUCAACUUGAUCUAGUUGUUCAUGCUUGUUGUGAGUUCAUGAAACGGCAUCUUCAUCCGUCAAAUUGUUUAGAAAUGAGAGCGUACGCAGAGCUUCACGGCUGUAGAGACUUUAUUGAAGCAGCAGACGCUUAUUCAAGAAGUUGUUUCUUGAGUCUUAUGAACACAGACGCCCUUCUUAAAACCUCUUUUAGACAUUUUCUUGCCAUUAUCUCUGGAGAAGACCUUUUUGUGAAACGCGAGGAGCAGGUUUUUGAGGCCAUUGUAGCCUGGGUGCGAUAUGACUUAGUUUCUCGUGAACAGUUUCUGUCGGACUUGUUAAGUCAUGUGCGACUUCCCAUGAUUGCCACUGAUUACCUUAUACAACGUGUGGAAAGAGACUUGAUCAUCAGAAGCAAUGUUGCAUGUCGUGAUUUGAUAGACGAGGCAAAGAAUGUUAAACUUUAUCCUUCUUUGGUGAAAGUAAAUAUCAGGGCUCAACCACGCAAGUCCACAUCUGGAACCUUAUUUUCUAUCGGUGGUCGUGGGAAGUCAGGUGAUCCUCUUAAGUGUAUUGAAUGCUAUGAUUGGUUUCACAACUGUUGGUUCCAAGUAGCAGAAGUUUCAACACCUCGCAGGCAUGUGGCGGUGGCCUCUGUUGCAGGCAAGGUAUAUGCAAUCGGUGGGCAUGAUGGCAGUCAGCACCUUAACACUGUGGAGUGCCUUGACCCUGAAGUUAACCAAUGGAAGAUAGUUUCAUCCAUGGAAAUUUCACGGCGUGGAAUGUCUGCUGGUGUCCUGGAAGGAGUAAUAUAUGUUGCUGGAGGUUUGGAUGAGACAACCUGCUUUGAUGCUGUAGAAAGAUACGAUCCUGAAAAUGAUACUUGGAGCAUGGUGGCACCUAUGCUGAUGCCUCGAGGGGGAGUAGGUGUAGCAGGGCUGGGUGGCUACCUCUAUGCUGUUGGUGGUAAUGAUGGUGCUGCAUCUCUUCAAAGUGUGGAGCGAUACAACCCUCACACCAACAAGUGGAGCCGGGUAGCUUCCAUGAACCGCAGAAGAGCAGGUGUUGGUGUUGCUGUUGUAGGUGAGUUCUUAUAUGCCAUUGGUGGAUUUGAUGACUCUUCUCCUUUGGAUUCAGUUGAGAAGUACGACCCUCGUACCAACCAGUGGACGUACGUCGCCAAAAUGACAACAUGCAGGGGAGGGGUGGGAGCUGGUGCGAUGGGGGGACGUCUGUGGGCAGUUGGAGGCCAUAAUGGUGAACAAUAUUUGAACUCAGUAGAGUCAUACAACCCUUUGGCUGAUAUCUGGGAGGAAGGUGCACCAAUGCAUGUGUUUCGCGCAGGUUCUGGGGUUGUAGGAAGCUUUUGUGAUGUUGAAGUGUUACACAAUUCACGUGAUGCAAUCAAUCACAGGUUAAAAAUAGAAGUUUAGGUACCGGGUUGUUGGUUUUGAAGAGGCCAUAGCUUGAAUGUUACAGGAAAUAUAAUCAGGGCUCAAUACUAACUUUUCAACUUACUAGCCAAGUGGCAAGUGACAACUUAAAUGUUACAACAAUUUCAGUUUGUUUACU
This is a messenger RNA of Stylophora pistillata, 2113 nucleotides long. Its product is annotated as kelch-like protein 8. Gene Ontology annotation, molecular function: protein binding. NCBI's taxonomy places the organism in Eukaryota, Metazoa, Cnidaria, Anthozoa, Scleractinia, Pocilloporidae. The record is from RefSeq and is a predicted model, not a curated record.